GCCUGCUUGCGACGUCGAUCGCGGGGGCGUGUGUCUUGCUGGGACACAGUGGAGGGCUAACCUUUGGUUUGCGGAGCGGUCGGGUGUAUUCCCCACUCGCCCCCCACGCCCUCGAGGUCCCCGCCGCCCGACCCAACGGCGGAGCCGGCCAGCACCUCCCGAGGCUUCCUCCGGCACCGGAUCGCUCCUCUCCGGAGCGGAACCUGGCCCAGCGGCUCCGGUCACUAUGAGUGAGACAUCGUACAGCCUAAUAUCUGAGAAAUGUGAUAUCCUCUCAAUCCUCCGGGACCAUCCUGAAAACAGGAUUUACCAGCGGAAAAUCCAGGAGCUCAGCAGAAGGUUCACGGCGAUCCGGAAGACCAAAGGGGACGGCAACUGCUUCUACCGUGCCUUGGGCUACUCCUACCUGGAGUCCCUGCUGGGCAAGGGCAGAGAGAUCCUCAAGUUCAAGGAGCGCGUCCUGCAGACCCCAAAUGACCUUCUGGCUGCUGGCUUUGAGGAACACAAGUUCCGGAACUUCUUCAAUGCCUUUCACAGCGUGGUGGAGCUGGUGGAGAAGGACGGCUCCGUGUCCAGCCUGCUGAAGGUGUUCAACGACCAGAGCUCCUCCGACCGCAUCGUGCAGUUCCUGCGCCUGCUCACCUCUGCCUUCAUCAGGAACCGGGCCGACUUCUUCCGACACUUCAUUGAUGAGGAGAUGGACAUCAAAGACUUCUGCACUCACGAGGUGGAGCCCAUGGCCAUGGAAUGUGACCACAUCCAGAUCACAGCCCUGUCCCAGGCUCUGAACAUCGCCCUGCAGGUGGAGUACGUGGAUGAGAUGGACACUGCCCUCAACCACCACGUGUUCCCCGAGGCCGCCGUCCCUUCUGUCUACCUGCUCUAUAAAACAUCCCACUACAACAUCCUUUAUGCAGCCGAUAAACACUGAUUAUUUAGGCCAUGCAGUGGAACCUGUCACCUAAAGGGACUGUAUCCUGUGUGGAACAUUCCGGCUUUUCCAUUUUUUUUUUUUUAAAAGCGAUUUAGACUGUAACAAGAACAUCCACGGCCUUUGGGCAAAGCCACUGGGACUGAGACCCUACCUGCUGCGGACAAUGGU
Ochotona princeps (American pika) is the source of this 1102-nucleotide messenger RNA. RefSeq names its product OTU deubiquitinase, ubiquitin aldehyde binding 2 (gene OTUB2). Gene Ontology annotation, biological process: protein K48-linked deubiquitination; negative regulation of double-strand break repair. The transcript is spliced from 6 exons. Lineage: Eukaryota; Metazoa; Chordata; Mammalia; Lagomorpha; Ochotonidae. Gene Ontology annotation, cellular component: nucleus. Gene Ontology annotation, molecular function: cysteine-type deubiquitinase activity; ubiquitin binding. The coding region runs from base 227 to 931 and encodes 234 amino acids. The record is from RefSeq and is a predicted model, not a curated record.